Apis cerana (Asiatic honeybee) is the source of this 2632-nucleotide messenger RNA. It is a transcript of the gene ProRS-m, whose product is annotated as prolyl-tRNA synthetase 2-like protein, mitochondrial. Lineage: Eukaryota; Metazoa; Arthropoda; Insecta; Hymenoptera; Apidae. The record is from RefSeq and is a predicted model, not a curated record. Gene Ontology annotation, molecular function: ATP binding; proline-tRNA ligase activity. Gene Ontology annotation, cellular component: mitochondrion; cytoplasm. Gene Ontology annotation, biological process: prolyl-tRNA aminoacylation.
UAUUUCGAAUAUAAUUAUUUUAAUAUGUCAAAUAUGCCGAUUUCUAAAAUAAAUAAAUUAUCGCAAUUAUUUCAACCGGUUACUGCUACGAUUGCUACUGCGAAACAAACAGAAAUACGUUCAAGAAGUUACGAAAAUUUACUUAAAUAUGGUUUGAUUAAACAAGUUACAACUGGUAUGUAUGCAAUUUUACCUUUAGGUUUACGUAUCUUUAAUAAACUGACAGCACUUGUUGAUAAUGAAAUGCAAAAAAUUGGAGCUCAAAAAUUAUUACUACCAGCUUUGAUACCUACACAUUUAUGGAAGAAAACAGAUAGAUUUAAUAACGUAACUGAAUUAUUUAAAAUACAAGAUCGAGCUCAAAGACAAUAUAUACUAAGUCCAACGCAUGAAGAAUCAAUUUGUUCUAUAUUAUCAACUAUAGGAAUAUUAUCACCAAAAAUGUUACCAUUAAAAUUAUAUCAAAUUUCGAAUAAAUGGAGAGAUGAAAUGAAACCAAGACUUGGAUUUUUAAGAAGUAGAGAAUUUAUAAUGAAAGAUUUAUAUACAUUUGAUAUAAAUUUAAAUAAUGCACAAGAAACAUAUGCUUUGGUAUGCAAUGCUUAUGAAAACAUAUUUAAGAAGAUAGGAAUAAUGUAUAUAAAAACUAUUGGUGAUCCAGGAUUAAUUGGAGGUUCAAUAUCUCAUGAAUAUCAUUAUGUAAGUGAUAUAGGUGAAGAUAUUGUUUGUAUAUGUCCAUCUUGUCAAUAUAGUAUUAAUAAAACAAUAUGCAAAGACUCAUAUUGUCCUAAAUGUAAGAAUGCAUUUAAUGAAAAAACUACUGCAGAGGUGGGUCAUACAUUUUUAUUAAAUACAAAAUAUACAAUACCUUUAGAAGUAAAAAUAAAAAUAAAUAAUAAAUCAAUACCUUUAGUAAUGGGUUGUUUUGGACUUGGUUUAAGUCGCAUUUUUACAGUUAUGACUGAAUUAUUAUCUACCAAAGAUGAAUUAAGAUGGCCAAAAAAUUUAGCACCAUAUACUGUAUGUCUUAUACCACCAAAGGCAGGAAGCAAAGAAGAAAAUAAAAGUCAAUAUAUAAAAGAAGUAAUGGAAAUUUUAAAUCAAUUAAAUAUUGAUACUAUACUUGAUGAUAGAACAGACUUAACUAUUGGAAAACGUUUUAUGCAUGCUCGCAUAACUGGAUUUCCAUAUGUUAUUAUAAUUGGUAAAUCCAUAAUGAAUUUUCCACCUUUAAUUGAAAUUCAUAAUAUAAAUAAUUCAACAAAUUGUGAAAUAUCUUUAAAUGAUAUACCUAAUUAUUUUAACAAUGAAGAUAUCAAACUUUAAAAUAAAAUAAUAUAUAUAGUAUAGUGUUAUAAAAAAAUGUUUUUUAACAAAAAAAAUUAUUUAAGUAAUAUUUAUUUUUUAUUAUGUAAAAGAAUAUUAAUGUUGAAAUAUUAAUGUUCUAAUUUAACUUUAAUUUUGUGAUAUGCAUUACAAAGAAAACCUCGUAGAUUCCAAAUAUUUUUGAUAUUUUCUGGUUGGACAUUGUAUGAUGCAUCUACAGCUUUUGUCCAUAUCUCCAUUUCUUUUAAUUCUUUCUUGACAGGGAGAUCUAUACUCCAUAAUGUCCAGCUCCAAUAUCGACCUACUUUAGCAUUAUUAUCCUCAGCAUCUAAAUUAGCUGUAUACCAAGUUUCACCUUGAUCAUUUGUUACAUCAACUCGAAUAAUUUUCCGACCUCCUCCUGACCAUGCAUAUCCUAUAAAAAUAAUUUGAUUAAUUAUAAUCUUAUUAUAAAGAUUUUACUAUCAUAGAAAAGUGAAAUCUUAAAAAUUAUUUCAUAUUUUCAAAUUUUUCAAAUUACCUUUCACAUUUAUUUUUCCAUUUAUUACUUUAAUUAUUUCAGAUUGUUCUGGUUUGCAAAUUGCAGAAAUUACAGGCAUUUCUUGUAUAGCAGGUGCCUUAGAAAAAUCUACAUUAUCCCAAUCAGUAUUGGGAGAAAAGACUUUAUAGUCAUUUUGUUGCCAUUGUGAUUGACUUUCUUUUUUUGAAACUAUUAUUUUAGCUGUAGAAAUUAAAACAAAAUUUAAUCAAAUAAUUAAUUAUUGCACACUUAAUUAUAAUAUUUGAUACCAAAUACCAAGCCAUUUUACAUUCCUGGCUCCGACAACACCUGGAACAAUUACUCUAAUGGGAAAUCCAUGAUCUCUUGGUAUAGGUUGUUCAUUCAUUUCAUAAGCUAAAAUUAUAUCUGCUCUGGAAUCCAUUGCUUUACUAAUAGGUAUACUUGCACCAUAUGGUGUACCAGAAGGAUCUAAGUCAUAUCCUUCAAACUUGUUCCAUGAAAUUAUUAUAUGUCUAUUUUUAACAUUUAAAAAAAAUUUUAUUUUUUGCUAUUUAUUAUUUCUGCAUUAAUACCUGUAUAUGAUUGUAAUCAUCUUCUUUAAUUUUUAAAUCUUUUAAUAUAUCACAUAAUCUUGUACCAGUCCAUGUAGCAUUACCAACAGCACCUAUACCCCAAUUAAGUCCUUUUAAUUGUUUUUCCUAUAAAAGAUAAAAAAAAUGAGAUAAUUAAUAAAAAAGAAUAAUUUUAUAUUUUUGGAAUUUUUUUUUAGAAUAUGUUAUAAAAUAAAAAAAAUAUAUUAAUUUA